AUGGCGGUGGUGGAAAAUGCUGGUGCUAACGUGGCCAAUCGGGCCGACCCGGAUGCCCCAAAAAAUGAAGCCGCUGUGGAUCAUCACCAUCACCACCAGCAGUCUUCCGUUAAUGAGAAGUCAACGAAACCGGCCGACCAAAAUUUCCAUCUGAUGGUUCAGAAAAUAUCUCCUCAACAAUCCAACGGUCAGCUGUACAGUAUAAAUGGAAAUGGAGUGUCAAAGGCUAAUAUUACUAGCAGUAAUAACCAGAGUCAUAAGAAAAUGAACGGUGAAGAUGAUGGGAGUGAGGGGUUUAAAAGAGAGAUGAGGGAUUUGGAGGAAAUGCUGUCAAAAUUGAACCCGAUGGCCCAGGAAUUUGUGCCGCCAUCACUUGGGGCGGGGUACCAUGGUCUGGCUGUGUCGCUGCCACAAGCCUCAGGGCACUUUGUGUAUGAUGCUAAUGGUUUUUUAAUUCAGCAACAUGUCAACUCUGGAGUUCCAAAUGGGAAUUCUAUUAGGAGGAAGAACAGUGGCUAUAGUAAUGGGAAGCGGAGGAUAAAUAGCCGAACAAAUAUGGCACAGCGGGAAGAGGUUAUUAGGAGGACUGUGUAUGUAUCAGAUAUUGAUCAUCAGGUUACUGAAGAGGAACUUGCAGCGCUCUUCAUUGGUUGUGGGCAGGUUGUUGAUUGUCGUGUUACACCACUGGGUUUGAGACAUGAAGGUUUUGCCUUCAUUGAAUUCACUGACGAGGAAGGUGCAAGAAAUGCUUUGAGCUUGGCAGGAACUAUGCUUGGAUAUUAUCCAGUUAGAGUGCUGCCUUCAAAAACUGCGAUUGCACCUGUUAACCCUACCUUCUUGCCACGGUCUGAAGAUGAAAGGAAGAUGUGUGCAAGAACUAUUUACUGUACAAACAUUGACAAAAAGAUUACUCAAGCGGAUAUCAAACUCUUUUUUGAAUCCAUUUGUGGAGAGGUUUUACGCUUGAGGUUGCUUGGCGACUAUAUUCAUUCGACUCGUAUAGCUUUCGUGGAGUUUGUAAUGGCUGAGAGUGCAAUUGCAGCUCUGAACUGCAGCGGUGCAGUCUUGGGAUCACUCCCAAUAAGGGUAAGCCCAUCAAAGACCCCUGUUCGACCUCGUGCACCUCGUCAAGCCAUUCACUGA
Molecule: messenger RNA, 1143 nt
Organism: Fraxinus pennsylvanica
Lineage: Eukaryota; Viridiplantae; Streptophyta; Magnoliopsida; Lamiales; Oleaceae
Source: the annotation of a GenBank genome assembly